Tripterygium wilfordii is the source of this 1431-nucleotide messenger RNA. Its product is annotated as chorismate mutase 1, chloroplastic-like. Lineage: Eukaryota; Viridiplantae; Streptophyta; Magnoliopsida; Celastrales; Celastraceae. The coding region runs from base 155 to 1219 and encodes 354 amino acids. The record is from RefSeq and is a predicted model, not a curated record. The transcript has 8 exons. Gene Ontology annotation, molecular function: chorismate mutase activity. Gene Ontology annotation, biological process: aromatic amino acid biosynthetic process; chorismate metabolic process. Gene Ontology annotation, cellular component: cytoplasm.
AACCGGGCUACGGGCUACCCUCAAAUCCCCACAGCCACGACUCGUGGAGUCGUGAAAUCGUGAAAGACACACUCCACCUACGGGCUACCCUCAAUAAUCCACACGUAACCACCGUCCUACCGAUCAAACGGCGAAAAAUCUGUAAAUCGGUUCAAUGGAGGCGAAGUUCUUGAGUGGGGCUGCUUUUAAAGUGAUUCCUGGUUGUGAUGAAUUGAUUUCUUCCAGACCCAACAAGCGAUUCUUAAUUCAACUUCUGCAAAAUUCCACGUUACACUCGAACUUGCCAAAACCAUGCAUUUACUCCGUACAAGUUUCUGCGACCACAACUGGGUACAAGUAUGGCGUAUCCAUGCCACAUCCAGCGUUGACAUCCCUUUGCUCAAGCAUGCGAAAAAGGCAUGAUCAAUGCCAACAUGGUUCUGAAAGCAUGGAUGAACUGGAAAGGAAGAAACGGGUCGAUGAGAGCCAGAAUUUGACCCUAGAGAACAUACGACAUUCUUUGAUUCGCCAGGAGGAUAGCAUAAUCUUUAGCAUUUUGGAGAGAUCCCAGUACUGCUACAAUGCAGACACAUAUGAUCCAAAUGCUUUCUCCAUGGAGGGGUUUCAAGGCUCUUUGAUCGAGUUCAUUCUCAGAGAAACAGAAAAGCUCCAUGCUCAAGUGGGCAGAUACAAAAGCCCUGAUGAGCAUCCUUUUUUCCCAGAGGACUUACCGGUGCCAGUCUUGCCACCACUUCAAUAUCCACAGGUUCUACAUCAGAGUGCUGCUUCAAUUAAUUUAAAUAAGAAGGUGUGGGAUAUGUAUUUUAAAGAUCUCAUCCCGCGAUUGGUAAAGAAAGGGGAUGAUGGAAAUGGUGGCUCUACGGCAGUUGCUGACACAAUAUGUUUGCAGGCUCUUUCUAAACGAAUUCACUACGGAAAGUUUGUGGCUGAGGCAAAAUUCCGUGCCUCCCCUGAUGCCUAUAAGGAAGCCAUCAUCGCGCAGGACAAGGAUAAACUGAUGGCAAUGCUUACCUACCCAACAGUCGAAGAAGCUGUCAAAAGAAGGGUGGAAAUCAAAGCGAAAACAUUCGGGCAGGAAGUGACGGUUAACUCUGAGGAACCUGGGGUGGAACCUGUCUAUAAAAUAAAACCGAGCAUGGUGGCCGAUUUGUACGGGAACUGGAUAAUGCCCCUAACAAAGGAAGUGGAAGUAGAGUAUCUAUUGAGAAGAUUGCAUUGAAUUCUCAGUGGCGUUGUUGAAUUUGGAGCUUUCUUUACCAGUACUGUCUUAAGUCUUAACUGAGUUUGGUUCAAGGAAAACUGGACUGGACUGGACUCCACAGUUUGGAUGGUUUUGGUGUUUUGACCUGCAACCUUUCAUGGAGAAUCCUAGCUUGCUCAUAUGUCCAUGGCAAGUAAUAUUAUUAUUCUUCUUCUUUUGAGAGAGCAUAA